CCCUCUCAAUUCAUUAAAAAUAAAAAAUUAAAAGAGUUUAUCUUUCUCAAAGAACAACUCAUUUUCCUCAUCUCUUUCUUCCUAAAGCCAAGGGAGAAGGAGAGCAAAUCCAACUUUGUGCAGCAUACUAUUUGAUUGAUAUAAUCUUUUUAAAUUGGCUUUCACGUGGAUUUUCCAUUCAAAAAAUAUGACAAGAGAAACUAGAAAUGUGCGUUCUUGGAUGGAGGUUGCUCCUGUACUUAUAACCAGCUAUCGACGAAAACCUUCAAAUACACCAGGAUUGGAGACCAUUAGAGAAGAGAUCAACGAGGGUUGCGACGAUGAUACACAACAACGACGCAAUCAUGGAAUAUGAUUCGAAAUUAUGGCUUCUACUUAGUGUUUUUCUCUUUGAGAGGUUGAAAUUUUAUCCCUCCAUUUGCAGAUUCAGGCUUCAACUUUAUUUGUGUGGAUAUCCAGCCAGAGGGAUAGCUGCAUAAGCUGAAUUAUAUGCCAUUUAAUCCAUUCAAGUACAUUUUCUUAUUUUAAAAAAAAUAGUUUUUCUUUCAUUUACAUGCAGUGAACCAUUAUUGCUUAAGAAUAUUAACAACACGCAUUUGAUGGUAUUUGAAGUAAUUUCUCUUAGAUUCCGUUGGAUGGUUUAGUGAUGUAGCUGGUCAAGUUAAAUUAUGAGGGAAAAAAAAUUAUACUAUAAACGGAUGAACGUAAUUCUUAUAAUUAAUUUUUCCUCAUAUCUAAAUAAUACAAAGCUACGCACGUUCAAAAUGAUAAGCUGCCUUCGUAUAGGAGUACAUUUAAAACAGAAUUACAAAUUUUAAAAAUUUUCACUUUUUUUUAAACUUUAUACUCAGUUAAAUAGGUUCACAUGAAUAUCAAACCCUUAAAAAAUUUCUUGAAAAAACUCAUUAAACCUUACUUAUGUGACAAAAGCACAUAAUACAAGACAUAUUUCUUGUAUUAAUUAAAAUUAAUUGGCAUGAUGUAGACAAUGCUAUAAAGAUCUUUUUCAAAAUAAUAUGCAAAGCCGUGUGAGCAUUUCCCACAUGUUGCUCGUCUUUACUCCGAAAUUAGGUUAGAUCCAACAAUUAUCGAAAAAGACAAAUAAUUCAAAUUCAGGUAUGUUUCCUCUGUCUUUCGACCGACACCUCACCAAAAUUGUCAGUUUCUUCUAUAUAUAAGUCCCUCACACUCUGCAGUCUUUCCCAAAUCCCACAAAUCUUCUCAAAAUAGCCAAGAUUGAACAGUGAACCUCUUUAGAAUUUGUUUUCAUAGCCUCAUUCUUGUUGUUUUGUUUUUGCAAAAAUGGCCAAGUUAAGUGGGAACCAAAAAUCUUGGAUGGAAGUUGCUGUUCCAGCGGUUCUAAUUUCACCCUAUAGGAUUUCAGUUUCUCCCCAGCUAGAAACAAUAUUUGAAGAAGAGGAUUUUGAGGAUUCUGCUUUGUAUGAGCUUUCUUCUGGGACAGAGAAUUGUGUUGUGUUUCCCAAAGUUUUGAGUUUUCUGAAGUUGAAAUAAUUAGCAUAGUAAUAUCUUAUGUAACUUUUUGUUCACCCCUUUUCUUUUUUUACUUAAAAAGGGUGAUGAAGGUUCUCUAUCUUUUUCUUUCACCUCCAAUCAAGUUCUAAGGGUCUGAUUUUAUGUUAAAA
Molecule: messenger RNA, 1643 nt
Organism: Nicotiana tabacum (common tobacco)
Lineage: Eukaryota; Viridiplantae; Streptophyta; Magnoliopsida; Solanales; Solanaceae
Source: RefSeq, a predicted model, not a curated record